Molecule: messenger RNA, 1146 nt
Organism: Aspergillus tanneri
Lineage: Eukaryota; Fungi; Ascomycota; Eurotiomycetes; Eurotiales; Aspergillaceae
Exons: 1
Coding region: 1-1146 (381 amino acids)
Biological process (GO): regulation of DNA-templated transcription; DNA alkylation repair
Cellular component (GO): nucleus
Source: RefSeq, a predicted model, not a curated record
AUGCCCCAGAAAAAGAAGAAUCCUGGACCGUCCCAGCCAAAGGAGAAAAGACCACCGCUCACACACUUCCUCUGUCUACCACUGGUGAACUCGAUCUCCCUCCCUCAAUUCGAGUCCUCGUUCGCAGCGUUCAAAGACGCCAUUCCUCCCACACGUCCAGAUCAAACCGCCCCUUGGCAGGAACCACGACCUCUGAUUCCCCAUGGCGCUGUUCGUCCUAUCGGCACUCUCCAUCUGACGUUGGGGGUGAUGAGUCUUGCCAGUCAGGAGCGACUCGACGGUGCGAUCCGAUUCCUGCAGUCGCUCGAUCUGGUCUCCUUAAUGCGCGAAGCGGAGUCAAUUGCUCGCUCAUGCACGAAGGGAAAACCAACGUCCCCCCUGGUCCAAGCUGGGCAGCAGGAUGAACCCGCUCCGGAUCCGUUCACAAUCUCCCUGGAGUCCCUACAUGCUCUUCCUCGGGCACGGUCCGCGACUGUGCUGCAUGCGGCGCCUGUCGACUCGACGUCUCGGCUGUAUCCAUUCUGCGAGAUACUUCGAGAUAAGUUCGCGGAAGCUGGCUUCCUGAAGAUUGAAUAUAAAAAGGACCCCCCCCCGGAACCUACUACGUAUACCCAAGCAAGCACAACCAUCCCUGAAGACACCGCACAACCAAUACCCCGGUCCGGAACCACAGCACCGCCUAACAAGCCGAAGCACCGACCUCUUCUGUUGCAUGCCACGGUGGUCAAUACAAUCUACAUCAAAGGGCGAUCUCGGGGAGGUGGUGCAAGCGGCUCGCAUCGCAAGAAUCAGUACUCGUUUGACGCGCGGGACAUGCUUACCCACUUCAGGGAUUACUAUGUCGACAGUGCCAGGACGAUGCCACGAUCACCUGCCAUCGCUGUACCCGCCGACGACAGCGAUAGUAGCGAAGACAGAUCCGAGAAAGAGUACAGCUUCCCCGACAACAGCGCCAGUUCUGAAAACCCAUUCAUUUGGGCUAAGGGUUUUCCCCUCGAAUCUGUUUGCAUCUGCGAGAUGGGCGCCAAAAAACUCGAACCGGAAGCUGCUGACGAGGAUGGGCUCAAUGCUCGCCUGCAGGAGAAGUAUAGAGUAGUUGCAACGCGGAGGUUGGAUUUUCAACCUCUUUGUAUUCCACCAGUUUGA